Cryptococcus deneoformans JEC21 is the source of this 1797-nucleotide messenger RNA. RefSeq lists its product as hypothetical. Lineage: Eukaryota; Fungi; Basidiomycota; Tremellomycetes; Tremellales; Cryptococcaceae. The record is from RefSeq and is a predicted model, not a curated record. The transcript is spliced from 4 exons. Gene Ontology annotation, molecular function: catalytic activity. The coding region runs from base 33 to 665 and encodes 210 amino acids.
AAGAUGUCUAUCUCAUCCUCUCAGCAAUCAAUAUGUCCUACACCUCUGCGGAGCUUCUUGACGCCUUUCUCUCCACUACCGACGAUAAGAUUAUCCCACUCACCGCAGCAGGUGUUGCGGCGGGGUGUAAAGUCUUUGGUGCGGCUAUCUUGCGAAAGAGUGAUUUGAGCGUGGUCGUGGUGGCGACCAACAAUGAGACCUCCUCCCCUCUUCUUCACGGAGAGAUCAAUUGUAUUCAGCAUUUUUACGCUCUUCCUGCGGAUCAGAGACCGUUGCCUAGCGAGUGUGUCUUCUUCGCUACCCAUGAACCUUGCUCACUUUGUCUCUCUGGUAUAACCUGGUCGGGGUUCGACAACCACUACUUCCUCUUCACAUACGAAGACACCCGAGACGCAUUCAACAUUCCCCAUGAUAUUCGUAUUCUUGAACAAGUUUUCAAGGUUCCGGCUUCUUCAGAGUUACCAUCUGAAUUUGCAAAUCGACCGCUUUACAACAAGUCAAACGAGUUUUGGACAGCACGUUCAGUGGCGGAGUUGAUCGAGGAUUUGGAGGGUGAUGAGAAGGAGGCUAUGAAGACAAGAGCGCAAGAGGUCAAAUACAAGUACAAUGGGCUUUCAAAAGUGUAUCAGGACGGUAAGGGGAAUGCUGGCAUACCGCUUGCUUAGUAAGGGGAAACAAGUAAUCUAUUGGCGUCAAACAGGAAUCUUCUAUCUAUAACCAAUUGUUAUUACAGUAUUCACCCACCAUACCCACAAUAGAACUCACACCUUUCACGGAUUUGAUAAGAAGGAAACAAAUCGCUUAGAACUCUCCUGGACCCCUACCAAAGUAACUUCCACUUGGAACAGUCAACCAUGGUGUCCCUUUGGCAUCAUCCGUGUCGGAUCCAACAGUGUUACCCCACCAAUUCAACUUGACACCAUUGUAGCUAAGAGCGAAGAAGAUGAUGAUGGUGGCGAGUGCCGUACCAGUAUCCAUGGCAGCUUGGGUUAGGUCUGGAGAAGGAAAACUGCAUAAGCGUUGCCAAAAAAGAAAAGGAAGGAGUUGAACUUACAAUUGUAUCGCUUCCACCAAGCAAAGGCCCGCCUUCGGAUGAGGUAGUUGAAAAUGAAACCAAAGAUGAACCAAAGAGAAUAUUGGGCUGAUGACAGCAGUCAGCUAAGGGCGAAUGGAGUUUGGUCGAGCUCAGACUUACUAGUGUUGGCGGGAGGGAUAUUGCCUAAAAGGCUUCGUCAUUAUCUGAGGUCAAGCAUGUAGGGAAGGAAAAUUUACCUGCAGCAUUGAAGAAGACGGGCACGUUAAUAUACUUGACCCAGCUGCUAGGGUAUCGUCGGUAAACAAGGUAGACGAGCACAGUAACCACAGGCUGAACAAUUCACUUUUUAGCAAUAUCUUAUUCCAAAAAAAAAGUACCUACGCCAAUGAGGAAGAAGUACAUCAAACCAUUGUAAACCUGGCCCGCCUGGAACAUCCUUUGAGGACCAAUGGUACCCCAGAUAAGAGACGCGUUGUACACCACCUUCGCGCCCGCACAAGUGAAUCGGUCGGAAUUUGUAGGUUGACAGAGGUCUUUGAUGUUGCCGAUCAUCCAUCUAAGCACUGGGCCGCCGUCAGCAUGGGACAUCCAAGGCGAAAGGCGAGCCUUACCUCCGGUCUGAGUCAUUGUAGCCAAAAGGGUAGAGUAGAUCUGCGCCCAGAAAAGAGUUCGGGGAGGGAUUUUCUACCAGUCCCGUCAGUUGAUAGUUGGGAUAGGUUAUUUAUGAUAAUUCACCAUGUACUGACCGAGCUUGAGAUCUU